Molecule: messenger RNA, 1793 nt
Organism: Microdochium trichocladiopsis
Lineage: Eukaryota; Fungi; Ascomycota; Sordariomycetes; Xylariales; Microdochiaceae
Exons: 1
Coding region: 223-1560 (445 amino acids)
Source: RefSeq, a predicted model, not a curated record
GCUCUGCGGAUUACCUGAUAUUCGAAAGUGAAAGCACAUCUCGCCUUAUGGGACUGUUUGUGUAUUACCAUCCCCUAGGACUUGUGCCUACCAUGUCAGUCCUGCUGGUGCAGAGUGGGGACUUCUCCGUGCAGGACUCCUCUGCCAUCAGCCCUGCACAGCCCUGGUCAAAAGUGACUCCCCGUCGGCACGGCUGUGCCUAUCUACCAUGGGGACCAGGGCAUGAUAUAUGUAUUCGUAGGAUUCCGCGUUGGGACAAUGCCGACAUGUGGGCAGUCAUUCUUGAAGCAUCUCCUUUCCCCCUUUGCAUCCGUGUCUCGAGCUGCGUCAGACUUCGAGCGUAAGAAACAUACACGCAAACACGAAGAUACCAUGACCAAUCGACAAUUUCGGGACAAGGCCAAGUUGGUCACGUUUGCGAUUCUUGCGUUUCCGUUCAUUGCGGCCUAUACAGCCGUCAUCUUCGCUGGGAAGGGUGUCGCGAGGACCAUCGGAGCAGGUGAACCAGCCAAGUUGCGCGCCGACAUAGCCACACGACGCAUUCCCAAGUCACGCCCGUUGUUGGGUGGCAAAGAAGAAAGCCACGAUAGACACGUGAGCCAGGGAAUACACCACGGUGGACACAACACCACUGGGCAAUAUGGCAAGAGUGGCACGGGUAGCACCACCACCUUCCUGGACUUGCCCCUCGAGAUACGCCGCAAGAUAUACGCCCUUGCGCUAGGACAAGCGCAGUUUGUCCAGCCUGGCCUCGGUCUGUCGUGUUGGGGCUACGCGCCUCCAGACUGGCCCAGGCACAAGCGCAUCUGCACUGACUCGGAUCCGGGGAGUAACGCUCUGCGCGUGAUCAUCGGACUUGGCGGCUCCGCCAUCGAACAGUUUCCGAGGCCGAGGAAGCAAGGAUGUGUGCGAUAUGGGCGGUUCUUCAAGCUCUUCGCCCCGGACGGCGUUGAGGUCCGGUUUCACACCCACCCAUCGCGGCCCUCGUGGCUCGGGAACGUUGACCUCAUGCGCACCUGCCGUGCCGUGUACGCGGACAUGCUGGACAUAUUAUACGGCGACGUCACGGUGUGUCUGUUUGGCGAGGAGAUGGUGCAUUACUUCCUCCGCAACGCGAGCCCCGAGGGUCUUUCUGCCGUGCGAUUCGUGCAGGUGGCGCUUUUCGUGUCGGAGGGAGACUGGGAGACGAGAUCGUCGCGCCGGGCAGUUGAACGGGCGCUGAGGGGGCUUGGGGGGAAAUUGCCUGGGCUGGAGCAGCUCCACGUCGAGGUCGUGAUGAUGUUUGGGCAACCUGCUGGCGGGACGAGGAAGUUCUGGGACUGGUUGGUGGGUGCCUUUAAGAAGUCGGGUCUGCAAGGCCGGCUGAGGCGCUUUGUGCUCAAGAUCAGCAUCUACUUGCCGGAGAAGCGUAUAGAUCCUGACAUCAUGCCUCUACUGACCGAGCACUGGGGUUAUGAUGUCCACUUUGCUAAUUAUAUGCACGUGGUCAUGCCCUUGGCUGGGCUGGGCAAGGCGGAGUAUCUGGCCUUCAAGGAUGCGAUGACGGGGAACCUUGUUUAGAAAGGAGCACUUUUUGUUUUGUGGGCGUCGUGCUCUGAGCGGUUAGUCGUUCAGGUGUGAAAUAUAAUAUGAGGUCUUUGAGCUAGAGGUUGCAUUAGGGAAGUUGUGGCUCUGGUAUCAGCAUUGUUAGAGAUCGGCUUUGAGGCAAGCUGUUCUCGAUCUAUGUACUCGAUUUGGGUGAUAAUUUUUCAAAAAUGGAAAAAAAGGAAGGAUUUUUGUUUUCGAAAUUUAAA